GAACAAAAAUGGCCAUUCACGACUUUAGCCAAGAGCAGAAAAUUUGCUUCGAGGAUCAGCAUCGUGAGCUGAAACGGCAGGUGCCUCUAGUGGACACCCAGGAGGCAUUAGCCAAGGUCAUUCAGUUUGCCGACGACAAGAAAUUCAGCAAUAUCUACGGCGAUUUCCUCAAUGCUCCUCUCGGGUCCGUCAAGGAGGAAGCCGAGGCCAGGGAAAUGCUGUGCAGCGCCCAUGGGAUCUCCACUACAUCUUAUAGACCAAGGAAGGACUGGGAGUUGGUAAGAGCGGCGCCUUUCAUCGCAUUGCAAGCAGAUUCAUACUGGAAAGAUUUAUUCGACAAGGUAUUACUGCUCGCGUCCAGCCUCCAGGACAGGGAAGACAACUACGCGGAAAGUGGUCGCGCAAGAACAAUGGAUCUGGCAGCAUCCGAACCCACGGGCAAACUGACCGAACUUUUGUCUCAGUACUACGAAUUAUACGAUCAAUCUGAGGCAGAGGUUCAAGCUAGAAGAGUCUGUGGUAAGACUUACCCUUGGAACUAGGUCUUUUACCAAGAGCCUGGCACGCCUGGUCUCUCCACUUUGGGCUCCUAGUCAUUUAUCAACUCCCCUGUGGCUGAUCCUUUGUACA
This is a messenger RNA of Colletotrichum phormii, 630 nucleotides long. RefSeq lists its product as uncharacterized. The record is from RefSeq and is a predicted model, not a curated record. Bases 9 to 542 code for a protein of 177 amino acids. The transcript is spliced from 3 exons. NCBI's taxonomy places the organism in Eukaryota, Fungi, Ascomycota, Sordariomycetes, Glomerellales, Glomerellaceae.